CAACAAGUACACAAAACACACGUGUAAACUGUGAAUCUAAAAUUCAAAAUAUUACUGGAGUGAAACGAAAACUUUAUGCUUUUGAAAAUAUAAAAAACAGCUAUUAUCAUGAAUAUAUCCAUAAACCUAGCAUCAGAGAAGACUAGGCAUAGCGUUUUGAAACCAAAUACAAAUCCACCAAUAAUAUUUACACCAGGUGAAAAAAUUAGAGAUGAAACAGGAUUUAUGAGGUAAACAUUAUACGCAGUGCGGUUCAUAAGCACAUUAUCAAUUUUCACAAAUAAUAUUUAAUAAUUUGUUUCAUACCUAUUGUUUAGCAUUAUUUAUUUUUAAUCUGGUUGAUAAUAAAUGAAUACUAUUGUAGCCCAGAUAAUGCAAAAAUAAUAAUUAUAUUUAUUUCUGAUAGCUGUCCCGCGCCCUAUGUUUCCAGUGCCAAUUUUUUAUUGUUCUUACCUUUAUUCCCGUUUUGCUUUUCCCGUAUCACUGAACAAAAAAAUAUGAAAAGUAAGUAGUUCGCCUUUGGAUAACUAAAAUUGUUCUAAUGUCAUACAUUUUUUCAUCCGUGUUGUCAUAAAUAUGCCCGGAUUAAGGAGGGGCCCACAAAGACCAUAUUAUGCUACAUUGUACUAUAGUAUUACUUUUAUUGACUCAUAUUAUAAGUUAAAUCAAAUAUUUGAGAACUUUUUUUUCUGCUUAUUUGUUCCAUUUUAAUAGGGCUCCUUACUAAUAUGCCUUCCUCCCAUAACACUUAAUCCGAGCCUAAUCAUAGAUACCCGCACAUCACAAAAAUUAAACUAUGUAUGUACUAUAAUAAGUAAUAACUCAAAAAUUAUGAGGACAUAAUAGUACUGUAGUGUUGUUACCAUACCAAAAUUCAAAGAUUCAAAUAUGAAAUUUUACAAAUGUUCACUUUUCAAUUACCCACCCAGUACAGCGCAUAAUUUUUUGUUUUUUUUUCUUCUAUCCAUGUUGCUAUGGUAUCUCAUCCUAUUUCAAGCCAAUAAUAGACUAACAGACAGUUAAGUAGACUCUUUAUUUUAAGUUGUUAUAGUUUUUAUAACAUUUUAAUUUGUUUUCAUUUCAUCCGUGUUACUAAGGUAAUCCUUAAUUCAACAAAAAUAAUCCAAUUUUCGUACCUACCAAAAAUACCUAAAAACCUUUCAAUUCCUUCAAGUUUUAUUCACGUGAAAAAAAUAUCUAUGUUUUUCUCCAAGGCUCCAUUUAUCUCUAUACCAAAAUUCGUCAAAAUUGGUUUAGCGUUAUAGCCGUGAAAAUGUAACAGACAGCCUUACUUUUAUAUUUAUAAUAUUAGUUAGGAUUAACUAACUUAUGUAAUGCUUUUACUUGUCAUCUAUCUUCAAAAAAUGCGUAAUAUUUUCACUGAGCUAUUAUUUUAUGUAAUUAUAUUAUUGUCUAUAAUAGAGGACAUGGAACUUAUGUAUCGGCGGGCUCGUUGAAGGCGACUGUGGCUGGAGUGGAACAAAAUAUUAAUAAACUGGUUACUGUUAGUCCUUUACGUUGUCGAUAUAAUGGAGAGAUUGGUGAUGUAGUAAUAGGCCGUGUUACAGAAUUGGUUCAUAAACGUUGGAAAAUAGAUAUAAAUGCUCGACUAGAUGCUGUGCUAUUACUAACAUCUAUUCAGCUACCUGGUGGAGAAUUGGUAAUUUAAAAUUAAAUGUUUUAUCAAUAUUUUAUAGUAAUAUUAUCAAUUAAAAUAAUUAUAUACAUAUGUAUUAUAGAGAAGAAGAGGUAUGGAAGAUGAACAAUCAAUGCGAAGUUAUCUGUGCGAAGGUGACUUAAUUAGUGCUGAAGUACAUUCUGUGUUUGCUGAUGGUUCUUUGUCAUUACACAUGCGAAGUUUAAAAUAUGGAAAAGUCAAUACUAGCUACAUAAUAUUAAAAGUUAUAAUAAAAUAUAUAUUUAAUUAAUUUUUGUCAAACAGUUAGGUCAAGGUGUACUAGUAAAAGUUCAGUCCAAUCUAAUAAAACGUAGUAAAAAUCAUUUUCAUAGCUUGUCAGCUGGAGUAAGUGUCAUACUUGGGAAUAAUGGUUAUAUUUGGAUUGAGCCUACAAAUAACAACAAAGAUCCUAUUGGAUUUGAAGUUGAUCUUCAACAAGUAUAUACCUAAAUAUUAUUUUAUUAUAUAUUGUGUGCAACUGAAUGUUCUACACUGUAUUAAAAUUACUAAUAUUAUUUUGUGUGCAUUUAGGUAGUUGAUAUUGGUGAUAGACAAACAAUAUCAAGAGUGCGUAACAUCAUAUUUGCACUGUCUUACUAUAAGAUGCUUAUUUAUGAUACAAGUAUACAGUAUGCCUUAGAAGAAUCAAAUAAAUAUACUGUAAGUAUUAAAAUAUGGUUAGAAAUUAUUUAUGAAAAAUAAUUUUGUUUUAAACAGAUUAAAUUACUAAACAAAAAAUACCAUUUAUUUUGACAAUAACAAUUAUUUGCUAUAGAAUGAUGGUUUCUAAACUAUUACCAAUUUAUUCCCCAAUUUGAAGAAGACUAAAAAUAAAUAUUAUAGAAAUAAUCAUAUUAGAAUUUAUAACUAAAUUAACAUUUUGUUGUUAUUAGAGUUUCAUUAUUGAACAAAAGACAGCGUUGUUGAAGUCUAAAAACCGUCUAUUUUGUGAGCAUUGUGUCUAAUUUAAUAGUAUAUUUGCUAUUUAAUAUUUCAGUACUAUUGAUUUAUCAGUUUAAAUUGAUAUACUUGAGUAAGCAUUUUUACAAUUGUAACUUGUUGAUUUGUUGCUAAUAAUAUCUUCUGUAGACACAUGUCAUAGCAGAGAUUGAUCUGCUUUAAUUUUUGUAAAAUACAGUUAGAUUCUACAUUGUUUUUUGUUAUAUUGAUUUUGAUUUAAAUCAAGUGUUCUUUUCCUAUUACUUUUUGUUGUCUAGUUGGUGCAUAGAGGCAAAUUUUUGAUAUUUUUAUUUUAUAGAUUUUUAAGUUUAAAUUUGUGAUAUGUAAAUGCAAAUAUUUUUCUGAUUUCAGCUUUUGGAAAUUGUAGGCCUAUUAUAAAAUGUGUGAUUGCUAUAUUCUACAUUUAAGUUGAAUUUAUUGAACUCAAUCACAAUCUGUAACAUCAUAAAGAUAUUUGUCUUAAUUUUUACUUUUUUCAAUUUAUAUUCAGGAUGAGUUGUAUACAAGUAAUGAUAAACUGAUAGAACUGAUACCGAAAAGAAAAAUAAAUUAAAUUAUGAAAAAAUAUCGAUAUUUGUAAAAAAUGAUUGAUUUAUAUCAAUAUUUUUUUUUGCCAUCCCUAGUUUUAACUGGUUUCUAUGUCUUAUCUCAUUCCUUUCAAUGAAAAAUUAUAGACUAUAAUUAUAAUAGGCAUAAAUGAAGUGUUUUUUCCAAGUGAUUUUCGGUAAUUUUUUUUUCAAAAUGUGUGUUUUUGCAUGCUUAAUAUGAUAGUACUUUCAAACAAGGUAAAUUCAGUCAAAUUUUCUUUGGAACUUAUGGUCAAGGAACUUCAAUAUGGUCUAUUUUUCUAAAAAUCAUAUUUUCAAAUUUAAAAUAUCAAAAAUAAACAUUUUUAAUAUUUUAGAUUUGGAGCGUAGCAAAUGAAACGUAUACCAACUGAGCUAAGCUCGUAUCUGGUUUACUGAAUUCCUAGAUAAAUAUAAUUAUUGUAUAAUGUAUUCAAUUUCUUAUACAAUUGAAAAGUUGACUUCAUUUUCUAAACAUACAACAGUAUUUAUUAAAUUAUAUUAUCAAUAUUAGCACCAAAGUUUCCUUUAUUAUUUUUAUUGACACAUGUCUAGGUCAUUUAUUGUUUACUAAUUGUUUUUUUAUAUGAUUUUUAUUAAUUAUAUCAUUAGUUUUAUUAAUUGAAUUCCACAUAAACUUUUUAUUAGACUACAUUAUUUUCCAGAUUAUUGAAUACAGUCAUUAGGAAAACUUCUUCAACUAGUUAAUGCUGUAUUAUGGGGUUUUAUAUACUUUCCUGUUCUCCUAUAUAUUAUUUCUAUGUUAUUGAGUAUGAGCCUUUGUAUGGAUUCUAUGAAAAUUUGUUUAAUGUAUAAUUUAUAGAUAGACAUUAUGAUUUUAUGGAUGAAUUUUUAAUUCAUAACCGGUUAUACAAUAUACAUUUUAUAAUACUCUAGGCGACACAUUAAUUGAUUUAUAUAUUAAAAAUAUGUUUAAUAUGGUUCGGUAUUAUAAGGAUGUUAUUAAUGGAUUUAUAUUGUUUCGGCCCAAAUGCUUGCCACAUUAAUUCCUGGAGGGACAAAGAAUAAACUUCUAUGCUGUGUCAGAAACUAGAAACUGUUGUCAAACGCUGGUUAAUUCUUCCAUACUCAGGCGCAACAUAUAUCUCAUUUAUUUCUAUAUGCUUUGUUAUAAUUUAUUAAUGUAUGAUUUGUUAAAUCACUAUUAAUUUUCAUAUUAAGUUUGUCUCUAUUUUUUAUCGGCGUCACUGGUAAUUUAUGAUUUUACCUACUAUCUUUUUUUACGAGGAUGAUACUUUUAUAUUAUUGUACAGCCAUUUAUAGUAUCUAGUAUAUGAUUAUUACAAAUAUUAAUUGCUUUAACAGUCUAACCUUAUUAUAAUCUAAUAAUUCGUUUAUCAUACACUAAAAUUCAUCUAUAUUUCGAUAAUAUAGAUGCCUAAUAUUCAUGUGUAAUAAAUUCAAGUCAAAACUGUUAGUGUUAGGAAUACAAUUUGACCCUGAAGUCAAAUUUGUUAAAAAUCAAUUAAUAGAAAAUAAAUACACUUAGGGAAAAAAAUAAUAAGAGAACUGUAAAGUUUUACACCAAAAAAAAAAUUUUAAUUUGUGUUAGAUUUUUCAAUGUAGAUUAUUUUUAUGACAUUUUAAUAAGUCUUUUAUUCUGAUUAAAAUACACGGUUGAUAUCAAACACAAUGUUACUCAUAUAUUAGUAAAUCUUAGUAAAUAUCAGCUUUUACUACUUCCAUUCUAAGUGCUUAGAUCAACGGUUCCCAACCUUUUUGAAACUAUUACCAAUAAAUCUGGUUAAAUAUUAACAAAUACCCCCCUCCACUAAAAAAAAAAUUUAAAAAAACUAUUACAAUUUAUUAUAAUACACAUGACCUAUGUAGUCCUAUGUAGACCUAUGUAGGUAAUUAACUCCAGGUUGGGAACUACUAACUUAGAUCAAUAUUAUUGUUUGUUUAUAAAAUACUAUUUCAUUUUUCUUUUUUUUUUUUUUUGCCCAGUAUUCUGAGAUGAUAAUUACAAUUUAUGUUUUUUUAAUUUAAAAGUGAUUUAUUAUCCAUGGGUAUUUAUUUUUGUAGGUAUCAGAUUUAUUAACUGCAGAGGCUUGCUAUGAUAUUGCCAACAUCACGCGCCACCGUUUACAAGCAAUGGAUGAAUAAUUUAGGUGAAAUCAUCAAAAAUAUGAUCAGAAAUGUUUCAGAUCAUAUCAGAAGUAUUUAUUUUAAUGAUUUACCUUUUUUCUUUUUAUUACUAUAUUAAAUAAAAAAAAAAAGAUAUUUGAAUAUGAGAUUAAGAUAUAUUUUCUAAAAAUCAAUUGUAAAAUGUAAAGAAUUGGUUGACUGUAUUGAAUAAUAGGUAUACAAUUUAAAAAAAUCUUUGUUAUACUGUAUCUUUUAUUGUACAUGUAUAUUUUAAUUAAUUUUUUUUUGGGAGGGGUUGCCAAUAACAAUUUCACACGUGAGCACUCCAACAUUCAAUAUUAUUACAUAUGUACUGAACAUCGACUGAACAUCAAGUUAAAAGCUCUUAUAUUAGUUUCUAAAUAAUAAUUAGUAAUAUCGUUAAUCGGACAAUAAAUACUGAGAAAAAAAAUAUUUUUUACUUUUAUAAAUAAAUUCUUAUUGAGCAUUAGGCUAAUAUUACAACAAAACUUUUUUUUUACAUUCUCUAAAGAACCAAAAAAGUAUGCAUCACCUAAUUAUAAACAAAUAUAUAAUAUUCAUGUUCCCAUCUGUAAGUAUAAUAUUUCAGCUAACUUAUAAUUAGCCUAUUUAAUUAAUAAUAUAAUAUGUAAAAAUUAAAAAAUUACUCAAUUAUACAUUGUUAAGAUUAUCAUUAUAAAUUAACAAAAUCUACAAACUAUUAUAUGAUAAUAAUAAUAAUAAUACAUAAGUGAAAAUAUAAAAACAAUACAAUUGUGAGCGUAAAAUUAAUAUUGAUAAAAGAAAACUUAUAACUUAAAGAAAAUUAUUUUCAGGAACUAAACGUUUUUGUUUUAGUGGUUUACAAAAUUUACUUCCAAUUUUUUUUAAAUUAAUCGACAAUAUACUUAUUUAACUAUAAUAACAAAUAAACCAUAUAAAGCUGUAAAAAAUAAUAACAUAUUAUUAUAAUAAUAUUUACCUAAAAAACAAAGGUUACCAAAUGUCAUUUAUUUAAAAAUAUAAUUAUAAUAUUAUUGACUAGGUAACUACAUUGUUUAAUAAAAUAUUAUUUACACAGUGCAACAUACAAUAUAUAAUUCUUAUCUUUAAAAAGAAAAGCAAUAUGAAUUGUCUAGAAGUUUGUUAGAAAAUAAAGACAAUAUGGUGAAAGUUUCCGUGGUACAUUAUGAGCACUAUACACAGGAAAAUUUGGUUUGCUAUAUAACCAUAUAUAACACUUGUUACAGGAAAUAAAUUGUAAUAAAAAAAGAACCAUAGUACGCUGAACAUUACAUAUAAACAAUGAAUAUUAUAAAUAUAAAUCAUAUUAAUAAAGUUAAUUGUAAAUGUUGACUGCACCAAUCAGAUAUAUAAUAACACAAACAAAUGUUUGAUUUUAUUUUGUAUUUUUUCAGCACUGUGAACACUAUAAUGCUACAAAUUAUUCACAGCACCUGUAUUCCCUGUCAUACUGAACCAUGUCAACUGAUAUAGUAAAAUUUAUAUACAAAAUUAAAUAAAUUUUACAAAUUACUAUAAACUACGCUCACUAAUUCUUUGCUAGCCGUAUACAAAAUUUUAUAUAUAUGUCAGAAAAACCUAAUCAUUCUAAGAUAUUUUAGCUCCUUAUCAAUAUUUAAAUCUGUAUUUUAUUUCAUUUGAAAUACAUGCAUAUGUAUAUUUCUAUAAUCAUAAUCUAUUAAUAUGAUCAAAAACAUAAACUAUCCAAAUAAUUUAUUACAAAAGUAUUUUAAUUUAUAAUGAGAAUCUACAUUAAUUUAUUAUUUAAAACUAACUUGACUAUUUUGUCAAAUGUAUACUUUUUUUUUUUUUUUUUUUUUUUCUACAAAUUUUCCUCGUAUUGUUUCGAUGCUAAAAUAUCUUUUGAUCCAGUUUUUCUGGCACAUAUCCAUAUAAGUAUAACAUCUAAAUUGAAUAAAUUUAUUAAUUAAAAUUAAAUAAAUUUUCAUCUAAAUAAAUUGGUGUUGUCAGCGUUUAUCAGUCUCACUAAAACAAAAUUAAAUAUUUAGUUUAUACUGUGAUGUUUUAUAUUAAUCCCAAUGUUCUGUGACUUAACAAAACGAAAGUAAAAUUUACGAUAUAAAUAAUACGAAUGUAAAACUAUGUCUCGUAUUCGAUGAGCGUGCCUGAUUAUUGUAUUACUACAUGAGCGCACACUUCUCUCUUAUCUUACGGCCACGCAUGGAUUUCUUUUCGGGUUGUAGCGAUAUGUUCCUAUUCUUUUCCAGAUUGAGCAGUUCCUGAAACAGCUCCUUGACAUUAUGGUUGGUCUUGGCUGAUGUUUCCAUGAAAUGACAGCCCCAUCGUCGAGCCUCAGCAUUACCCUCUUCAGCUGACACUUCCCGAGUGUCAUUUUCAUCACAUUUGUUACCCACCAACAUGAUUGGUAUCGAAGGCAGCUCAGAAGCGCCUUUUGUUUCUUCGAUUACCUGCCAA
Cinara cedri is the source of this 7773-nucleotide messenger RNA. The record is from the annotation of a GenBank genome assembly. Lineage: Eukaryota; Metazoa; Arthropoda; Insecta; Hemiptera; Aphididae.